AUGGACUUUUCGUCGAUAAUGGAAUAUUGGAGAGAACGAAACAUUUCUUGCGGUGUACGAAGGUUACCGGGCGACAGUGCUUGGUAUACCUUUUCCUUUACUGGCAGUCGAAGAAGCGAAUGUAAAGUGCUACCACCAAAAUUGCAAGCAGCAACCCCUGUAGGAGCUGCCCGAAUGACAACGGAGGCUAUGCCAAGGUCGCUAGCAAUGCGCUCAACUUUGGCACACAUGGACAUGAUGACAGUGAGGCUCGUUGUCGGAUACACCCUUGAAGUGGUCGACAAAGGUGUCCCAAAGCAACCUUUGCUUGACCUCGACCUGCUUGUACGAAGUAACAGACCCAAUGUUGCGCGUACCUACUGGAUAAUCCACUUUUUGUAUCGUUCACCAGUCGGCCUGAAGCUGGGAGGGAGAGGAGGUCUUGGAGCGCCCCUCUCCCAGAAAGACUCGCUCAACCAAGGCCAUGGCCCAUCGCAGCUGACUGCCGAGCUUGAGGCUGCUCAAGACUCAAACUCUUCCUCCCAUGGCGCCUACCCCUCCAACCAGCAGGGCGACUUCGGCCAUGUCGGCUCCCUUGUCGUAGGCAGCAGCGGAAGCGGCAGCGACGAUGACUACCUGGCCUGGUUUCGGCAGCGCAAGACGAGCAUCAGCUUCAAUGACGAGUCGCAGUCGCGCCACCCUGGAAACGGAAGCUACUCUGACGAGCACGACUAUCUCGAACUGCCUUAUGCCGCACGCAGAGGCAUGCAGUACCGCAUCUGCGGCUCUCGAUUCCCCCACUCCCAGGCCCCCAUUGACGGUCUGGCACGAAACAACGAGUAUCCCGACCAGGUUGCUGCGCUGACGUCUGAUGCUACGGCAUUAUUGGGUCUGGACGGGACAUAUCGCAAACGUCAUCCAGGACUUGGUUCCUCGUAUCAGACGGCGCUGGCUCCCCAUUUGGCUCACGGUGUCGUGGCGUUCGUAACGUCUUCGUGGAUUGAGGCUAUGCAAGGGUGA
This is a messenger RNA of Bipolaris zeicola 26-R-13, 999 nucleotides long. RefSeq lists its product as uncharacterized. The record is from RefSeq and is a predicted model, not a curated record. The coding region runs from base 1 to 999 and encodes 332 amino acids. The transcript has 4 exons. NCBI's taxonomy places the organism in Eukaryota, Fungi, Ascomycota, Dothideomycetes, Pleosporales, Pleosporaceae.